CACCGGCUGGCGAUGGCGUCCGGCGGCUGGCGCUGGCUUCGCGGCCUGUGGGCCGCUGGGCAGCCCCUGUUCCAAGGUCGUGCUCUGCUGGUCACCAACACGCUGGGCUGCGGCACGCUCAUGGCUGCCGGGGACGGCGCGCGCCAGUCCUGGGAAAUCCGCGCCCGACCCGGCCAGAAGUUUAACCCGUGGCGCUCAGCGAGCAUGUUUGCUGUGGGCUGCAGCAUGGGCCCCUUCCUGCACUACUGGUACCUAUGGCUCGACCGUCUGCUCCCCGCAUCUGGCUUCCGUGACCUCCCAAACAUCCUCAAGAAGGUCCUCGUAGACCAGCUGGUAGCCUCUCCCUUGAUGGGCGUCUGGUACUUCUUGGGCAUUGGCUGCCUGGAGGGCCAGACACUGGAUGAGAGCUGCCAGGAGUUACGGGACAAGUUCUGGGAAUUCUACAAGGUGGAUUGGUGCGUCUGGCCAACUGCGCAGCUGGUGAACUUCCUCUUCGUGCCCCCCCAGUUCCGAGUCACCUACAUCAACGGCCUGACGCUGGGCUGGGACACGUACCUCUCCUACCUUAAGUACCGGAUCCCUGAACCAGUGACGCCCCCAGGUUGCGUGGCCCUGGGCACCGUGCAGACUGAGCUGCCUCACACUCCAACUGGAUGCCAGACAGGGCAAGACUGACCCCCCACCUGGGUGGGAGGGAAACAAGCUCCUAGUAGGCCA
This is a messenger RNA of Talpa occidentalis (Iberian mole), 717 nucleotides long. It is a transcript of the gene MPV17L2, whose product is annotated as MPV17 mitochondrial inner membrane protein like 2. Gene Ontology annotation, cellular component: membrane; cytoplasm. Lineage: Eukaryota; Metazoa; Chordata; Mammalia; Eulipotyphla; Talpidae. Gene Ontology annotation, biological process: mitochondrial ribosome assembly. The coding region runs from base 13 to 675 and encodes 220 amino acids. The record is from RefSeq and is a predicted model, not a curated record. The transcript is spliced from 5 exons.